Messenger RNA from Trichogramma pretiosum, 4754 nucleotides. RefSeq lists its product as uncharacterized. Gene Ontology annotation, biological process: spermatogenesis. The transcript is spliced from 9 exons. NCBI's taxonomy places the organism in Eukaryota, Metazoa, Arthropoda, Insecta, Hymenoptera, Trichogrammatidae. The record is from RefSeq and is a predicted model, not a curated record. The coding region runs from base 670 to 4419 and encodes 1249 amino acids.
AUCGCGUGCACCCGUUUCUACGUCUCUCCUUUGUGCGUAACCCCGCAAGACAAAGUCAUUUUUAACGGAGAAGUGGGGGUAAGCAAAAAAAAAACCGGUGGGCCGGUCUUGUACAUUUGUGCCGUUGUCGCCUCGCUUCAUUUCAAAUUUCGCGAGAUACGACCAAGCAGCUCAUACAUAAUACAGCCAGCGUAUGCAGUCAAUUGACUCGCAAAGAAGUUCUAUAUAUUAACAUCUCUCGAGAUAUACAGCUAUUUAUACGUAUAUCACGCAUACAGAGGCCUUUGUUUUGAUCGCGCGAGCGAAAACAUUCCAAGAAUUAGAAUAAGUGGAAGCUGCCGCAGCGCGCCAGUAUCAUCGCUCUCUCGGGUCGCGUUAUUCGCACACCGCGUGUGUUGUGUACUCUGUGUAUGUACUGCCCCGAGACCUUUGUCGGACACGCACGCGUUUGAAGGGAAAAAAAAGCAAUUCGAUUUAGUAUCGUCGCGAUCGAACGGUCCCUAUAUACGAGACUCGUCGCUGUAAAACAGUAGUGCUGCACUUUUAGAAUUAUAUCGGCUGUGACUCGUUUUUGUGAUAACAAAGGACAUAACAAAGACAAGCAGUGAUUCGUAUCGCGGUGGUGCCUAUCGUCGCUUCGGGCAUCGAUAGAAAAUAAAAAGUACCAAAAUGACCGGUGCGACGAGUUCCGGCAAGGAGGCCAGGCUCAAGGAAGUGAAGUCGAUAAUACGUUCGCUGCUCAUAUCCAAUAUCAAGAUAGACGUGAAGCCGACGUUCCUGGACAGCAUGUACUUCGAUCUCGAGGGCAAAAGGAUACCGUUCCGCGAGUUUGGCUAUCAAAACUUGAUCGAGUUUCUAUCCAAAAUACCGGACACGACGAGGUUCGUGAAGAACAGGGCCGGCGAGAUAUGCGUUAAGCACGUAGACACGGAAAAAUCGGCACACAUCAGUGACCUCGUGUACAAGCAGAAGGCACCUCCGGCCAAAAAAAGAAAAGCCGCCCCAAUUGUUCGCAGACCUUCCUACAAUAAUUUUAGUAGCAAUAAUAAUAAUUACUAUAAAAGUUUGAAGCCGAGCAAUCAAACCAACUACCAUUCGCGUCAGCCCAGCAACCAAAGCAAUACGACGUACAAUACUGGGACCAAUUAUAGGAGGCCCAAUAUGACGAUACCUGCAAAAAUACCAGAGAAUCAUCCGAUAACAUUUUUGUCGGAUGUUUUACGUGAGUUCAGAUAUAACAUGACUAAAAAUGACCAACCAAUGGGUAUCAGAAAGUCUGAAUUGCUGUUCAAAGUCAAUGCGUUGCUUGAUCGAAGCAAUCAUUACACAAUUUUCAGUUUGAACGCACAUUUGAGACAAAUACCCGAUAUUGAAAUUGUCAAUGACUUUGUUUAUUUCAAAGAUCUCAUGAAAAAAAUGACCAAAGCUCCAGUUACUAUUCCAACCCCAGCGAACAUCAUUACUCCAGCACCAGCGAAUAUCGUUACUUCAACACCAGCAAAUAUCAUUACUCCAACACCAUUACCAAAGCCUAUAUGUGUGAUGAAAUCAUCAAAUUCUCUCAAUCAUGAUUCAGCCCAUAAAAGUAUAGAUGUACUUAAUGACAAUCAUUAUCGCAAAGACAUUUCAGAAUCAUAUCAAAAUAGUAAAACGAAUUCAAAUGUAAAAAAUGAAACAAAUACAGCUCACUGCAGUACAACCAAGGAAUUCGAUAAUUUAUCAAUUGAUAAAAAAUUGAAUGGUUAUCCUGAAGUUCCAAAAGAGUUUGCUGUCAAUGAUAAAUUAAAACUGCGUCUAGAGAAAUUAUUGCAAAAUAAUCCAGAAGGAAUAUGGUGUUCUGAUUUACCAAAAAUUUAUGAAAACGAGUAUGGUAUAGAAUUUGAAUUUCAAGAAUAUGGUUUUCAGAACAUACUGGCUUUUUUAACAUCGUUGGAUGAUAUUUGUCGAAUUGUUACACCUCCUGAUGCAAAUAAUCGAUCAAUGGUUGUAAGCAAAAUAAGCAAUGACCAAUUAAAUGGGAAAAAACCAUUAGCUUCAUUGUAUAACUUCAAAGAUUAUGUGAAAGAUUCACAAGAUCCAGUUCCUAUAAAAUUGUCAGCAGAUGUAUCAAAAUCAUUGAUUCCUGAAAAUGUUUUGACCAAAAAAGACUCUUUAGAUGUUGUACAUGUUACAUCAAUAGAUAAAAAUUAUGAAGAAUAUGUAGAAGUUGUAGUAUCUGAAGUUUUCACACCAUCAUUCUUCUGGGUACAUCUUAGAAAAAAUAUAAAAAAACUAAAAGCUAUGAUGGAACUUUUAGAUUUGGAAUAUAGUUCUGACAAUGAUGUACAAUAUUUGAAAGUACCUCAAGUCCUUAUUGAGCCUGGAUUGAAUAUUGCUUGCAGAUUUGAUCAUAAAUGGCACAGAGGAAUGGUAAAGAAAACUAAACCUGAUGGAUAUGUGACUAUUUUCUUCUAUGAUUAUGGGACCGUUAAAACAUACAAUCCAAAUGACAUCUACUUUCUGAAAAAAAAAUUUGCUACUCUGCCUAUUCAAGCAAUACCUUGUGCUUUGUAUAAUGUUGUACCUUUAGAUUCUACAGAUUGGCCAACUGUAUCGACUAAAAGAUUCACAUCUAAGGUCUGGGGUAUACCUUUGGUAGCUUCAAUUUCCGAUAUAGAUGAAGAACAAAACUCAUUGACUGUAGCAUUGACUGACACCAGUGAUGAUUUCAACGAUCUUCACAUUAAUGAUUGGAUGGUAGAAAAUGGUUUGGCUGACUGGGGUAAAAUGAUCACGGGACCACCUAUCGAAAGACUAUUGUCGUAUGAAAUAGGCAUAAGUGCAAAAGAGCGUAAAUCCAAAACUAAGAGGAGACCAAGUGACAGGAAAAAGUCAUCAGAAUCUCAGCCUGCUAUUGAUCUCAUUGAUUUCUCUGAUUCUGCAGAUGGAAUUGUCCCAAGAUCCGAGCCACCCGUCAUCAAAUCAUUAGUGAAAAAUAAUUUAUCAUUAGCUGAUUUAACAAAUGAUGUGGCAAAACAAAUCUUAGUAACGGGCUCUGAUACAAAAAGCAAUUCAUCACGUUCAAGCAGAGGAAGUGUUCAUGAAAAAUCACAAUCAUGCAACCGUGAUGAUGCAAUUUCAAAUCUUAGCAGCAACCUAAGUUCUCUUAAAGUCUACGAUUCAAACGAGAAUAAAUUCUCUGAACCAUUGUCAAAUCAUGUAUCUGACAACGUAGAACCAGAAAAGAUGACAAAUUACCUUCAAUCGCUAACAUCAUUGAUAAAGAGUUCUCCUGUUGUUUUACGUGCUAAAGAUAGCGUCAGGCCGGAAGACCUAUGUUUGCCGAUUAAAGGUGGGUCCGAUUUUUCUGAAGAUCCAAGUGUUUAUUCGGACGAUGAGAUGACGGAAGAUCGACGUUUUACAUUUAAAAAUGGAACACCUUGUAUAGAGAUAAAAAUUAGUAAUGGAGAUUCGAAGGAAAACUUAAAACACGAAGUUGCUAAAAAAAGCUGUGAAAAAAGUUCUGAUGAAUCUGUUUUCGAGCAACAGGGAGAUGUGCAUGAUACUCGAGAUAAUGUCAGUACAUAUUCAAGUGUACAAUCUUCCAAGAGAACCAUAAAAAUCCUGUACCCUUCUCAGUUUGCUGCUAAAUUUUGUAAACGUCGUCUCAGCAGCUCUUCGACUGAAAAAAGCAGCGUAAAACAUUUGAAUAAAAAAACUUAUCUUACUCAAUUUACUAAAGACUAUUCUUCAGAAAUUGAUUCUGCAUUGGAUAGUAAUACAACACCUGAACAUCAAACUGCCAAUGAGCAUUCUUCUGAAAAUGAUUCUGCAUCGGAUAAUAAUACAGCACCUGAAAUUCAAGACAGUAAAGACUCUUCUCCCGAAAUAAAUCGUACUACAGAUGAUAAUAUAGGAACUAAAACUGCACCUUCAUUCAAAAAAAUUUGUUUGACCGAAAGAUGCGGUAGAAAACUCAUCCACAUUUUCUAUUUGGAAAAUGAUGGUUGGAUUACUGCUGGAGAGAUGACUAAGGCUUUUACCAACUUGGUUGAUCAAAGAGUUUUGUUUAAACUCUUGGAGGUAUGCGAAGUACACGUGGAUUUUAAAUAUGUGGAUAAAGAUUCGUAUCCCGAAUUAUUCGAUCAAUUGAACAAAAGUGAAAUUCUUGCCGAUCGUGACGAAAAUAAUAACAUUUUUCCUACCUAUCAAUUUACACUUGUAUCUUUGAUAGAUAUGUUAGAAAUAUUAGAGAAACUCAUGUUUUUGGAUGCUAGUCAUGUUCGUGAUGCAGUUCCAAUUAUGAAACAACAUAAAGAUAAUUUAGAUUUAGAAAAAAUUAUAUACGAAAAGUUUCGUAGUGAAAUAUUGUUUGACGUACUGAAUUCAGUGGUGAAAUUCCGAGAAUUUAGGGACUCCUUGAAAUCAACGACCUCAUAAAGUGUUGAUUUAUGCCUUUAAAUUACGUCAGCAAUAGUGUAUAUCAUUUAGAAUAAUAGUGACUUAUUUCAAAAUUCUUAGAAUAAUUUAUUAUAGCUUAUUAUUUUACAUUUAACCAUGAAAGCUGCACAUGAGAUGUGCAAGUUCAAUUCUUCAAGCAUUGUGACUUUAGCUUUCGUGCAUGUAAAUAGUGAUUAUAGUUAUAAUUUGUUAAAGUGUUUAAGAAAGUGAAAAAUGUGCGAAUCGACAAUUGUAAUCUACAAUAUUAAUAAACAUUGAUUGCCGAAAGCAUAAAAUCAAUAUUGAUUUUUAAUAAAAUGAGACUGAAACAUUUA